AUGUCCAAUCACACAAGAGUGACUCACUUCAUCCUCAGGGGCUUCUCAGAUAUCCCUCAGCUGAGAUUGGUGGUCAUCCCAUUUUUCUUGCUUGUUUACACGUUUGGCCUCCUGGGAAACCUCUCCAUCAUCAUGGCUGUGAUGAGAGACAGUCGGCUCCACUCUCCCAUGUACUUCUUCCUGAAGAAUUUGUCUUUUCUGGACAUAUGCUACACCUCAGCCACCAUUCCCAAGGCAGUGGUUAUAUCCUUCACAGGCUCAGGAGUCAUCUCCUAUCUUGAGUGUGUAGCACAGCUUUACAUAAUUUUUACAUUUGCAUGUACUGAAUGCUUUCUGCUGACGACCAUGGCUUAUGACCGGUGCCUGGCCAUCCUCAGACCACUGCUCUAUGGAAACAUCAUGAGCCAGAACUAUUGUUCAUCAUUGGUGGUCACUGCCUGGGUAGGUGGGGCCAUCUACUCAGCCUUCCGCACUUCCAACACCUUCUCCCUCCCCUACUGUGGACCCAAUGUCAUUGAGCACUUCUUCUGUGACAUCCCUCCAGUCAUGAGACUCUCCUGCACUGAUUACCAUGUGAGUGAGGAGGUGGGCUUUGCUGUCGGCAGCUGCAUUGUCAUGAGCUCCUUUGCCCUCACGGUGGUCUCCUAUAUUGGCAUUGUGGCCACAUGUAGUGGUUACUGGGAGGAUUCACAAGGGUUUCGCAUUCAGAAAGAAGUCUAG
Grammomys surdaster is the source of this 720-nucleotide messenger RNA. RefSeq names its product olfactory receptor 10G7-like. Bases 1 to 720 code for a protein of 239 amino acids. The record is from RefSeq and is a predicted model, not a curated record. Gene Ontology annotation, cellular component: membrane. NCBI's taxonomy places the organism in Eukaryota, Metazoa, Chordata, Mammalia, Rodentia, Muridae. Gene Ontology annotation, biological process: G protein-coupled receptor signaling pathway. The transcript is spliced from 2 exons. Gene Ontology annotation, molecular function: G protein-coupled receptor activity; olfactory receptor activity.